GGGUCCCUGGCCUGUUAACUCACUCUAGUCUCUCUCGAAGUCCUAGGUGUUACAAUGACAUAGCAUGAAACUUUAAAAUUUAGCAAAUGUUGAGCAAAAAAAAGAGUAUUGAAGCAAAACUUUAAAAUUUUCAACCUAUAAGAUGAGAAAUCUAAGCCUAUAAAGAAUAAAGCUAAAAUGGUCAAUUCAUGAAUGCAUAGUUUGAUAGUGAAAGAUAUAUAUAUAUAAGUUAAUUUUUAAUUUUUUGUAUCUCCCAUCUUUUAAUACCUUAUAAAAUCAACAUCAAUAAAAAUUUGUAAAAAAUUUGAAGGUUGAUAUUUAUUUGAUACAUUGGCCCUCUAUAAAUCUAAUUCACAAUACAAAAUUGUAUUACUCUCAUCAUACACUACUCUUUGUUGUAUAUCACAUAUGGCAAAUAUUCUACCAAUUUCAAUAAAUUACCACAAGCCAAAACUAGUAGUUCCAUCAAGUGUAACAUCUCAUGAGACAAAACGUCUUUCUGAAAUAGAUGAUCAAGGGUUUAUUCGACUCCAAAUCCCCAUACUAAUGUUUUACAAAUACAAUUCUUCAAUGAAAGGUAAAGAUCUAGCAAAAAUUAUCAAAGAUGGAUUAUCUAAAACACUUGUGUUUUACUAUCCAUUAGCUGGUAGACUCAUUGAAGGGCCUAAUAAAAAGCUUAUGGUAAAUUGCAAUGGUGAAGGAGUCUUGUUUAUCGAAGGUGAUGCUAAUAUAGAGCUUGAAAAAUUAGGUGAAUCUAUUAAGCCACCAUGUCCAUACUUGGAUUUACUACUUCAUAAUGUUCAUGGUUCUGAUGGAAUUAUUGGUUCUCCUCUUUUGUUAAUUCAGGUGACUCGUUUUACUUGUGGUGGAUUUGCUGUUGGAUUUAGAUUUAAUCACACAAUGAUGGAUGCUUAUGGCUUCAAAAUGUUUCUAAAUGCGUUAAGUGAAUUAAUUCAAGGAGCUUCAACACCUUCUAUAUUGCCUGUAUGGGAAAGACAUCUCCUAAGUGCUAGAUCAUCACCAAGUAUUACAUGUAUUCAUCAUGAGUUUGAUGAGGAAAUUGAAUCAAAAAUUGCGUGGGAAUCUAUGGAAGAUAAGUUGAUACAACAAUCAUUUUUCUUUGGAAAUGAGGAGAUGGAAGUCAUUAAAAAUCAAGUUCCUCCAAAUUAUGAAUGUACAAAAUUCGAGUUAUUAAUGGCAUUUUUAUGGAAAUGUCGUACCAUUGCUCUUAAUUUGCACUCUGAUGAAAUUGUUCGUUUGACAUACGUUAUUAAUAUACGUGGAAAAAAGUCACUCAACAUUGAAUUACCAAUUGGUUAUUAUGGGAAUGCGUUUAUUACUCCAGUUGUUGUAUCAAAAGCAGGUUUGUUAUGUUCAAAUCCAGUGACAUAUGCAGUUGAAUUGAUCAAGAAAGUUAAAGAUCAUAUAAAUGAAGAAUACAUCAAAUCAUUGAUAGAUUUAAUGGUUACUAAAGGGAGACCAGAGUUAACAAAAUCUUGGAAUUUUUUGGUCUCAGAUAAUAGAUAUAUUGGAUUUGAUGAAUUUGAUUUUGGAUGGGGAAACCCCAUUUUUGGAGGGAUCUUAAAGGCUAUAUCUUUCACUAGUUUUGGUGUUUCUGUUAAAAAUGACAAAGGAGAAAAAGGUGUUUUGAUAGCUAUAAGUUUACCUCCAUUGGCCAUGAAAAAACUUCAAGAUAUCUACAACAUGACUUUCAGAGUCAUAAUUUCAAAUAUAUAAGGCUUUUUCCUAUUUGAAAGUACUUGUAUUUUAGUAUUUUGUUUCAAUUUAUGUGACAGUGUUUGAAAAAAUAAACGACUUGUUUGUAUAAAUAAUGGUGACUUGGUUUUAUGUAUA
Messenger RNA from Solanum lycopersicum (tomato), 1854 nucleotides. RefSeq names its product alcohol acyl transferase (gene AAT). NCBI's taxonomy places the organism in Eukaryota, Viridiplantae, Streptophyta, Magnoliopsida, Solanales, Solanaceae. Gene Ontology annotation, molecular function: acyltransferase activity, transferring groups other than amino-acyl groups. The record is from RefSeq and is marked validated.